AUGGAUAGCAUUCUCUUUGCCUUCUUUACAUCAGUUUUAAUUGUGUUCGUGCCAAUUGUUGGGAGUAUUGGAUUUGUUGGAAAUGUUCUUGUAUGUGUGACUAUAAUCUACACCAAGAAACUGCAUAAUAUGACCAAUUUGAUGAUACUCAACCUCGCUGUUGCAGACGCAUUGGUCUCUGCAUCUAAUGCUCCGUUUGCAACUAUUUCUUUCCAGUACUUACUUCUUGAAAACGGUUCAUCUCAUUCGAACAGCAGCAGCCAGUGUACAGCAGAGAUACUUUAUCAUUUCGACAGUAGUUGGGUUUAUUAUUUCAUUAUCAACUGCUUCUGUGCCCACUCUGUUCUCAGUCUCACUUUGGCCAAUUAUGAACGAUUUAUUGGAAUCACUCGACCUUUGCAGUACACAAGCUACUUCACUAGAAGAAAGAUCACGCUGUUGUUACUUGCUGUUUGGAUAAUUCCAGUAAUAGUGUAUUUGCCUCGAUCAGUUCUUAUUAUAGAUCAGUUCAAAAGAGACAAUUGCGCAAUUGAUGAGCUACAGAAACCUGCAGCCUUUGAUGUUGCAGCAAUGAUGUUGUAUCUGCUACCAUUUGCAGCUUCAAUCUGGAUGUACAUCAGAAUCCUCAUCAACCUGAAACAAGGAGCCAGAAACCUAGAAGAGCGAGGAAUCCAGGGCCCAGCUCAAGAACUGCACCAAGCUCACAAGAAAGUCACCAGCACUCUUGCUAUCGUCACCACAGCUUUCGGCAUUCUUGUCUUGCCUGGAGCCGUAUGUUACUCCAUAUCCUUGCUUCUGCUUGAAAAAAGUAUCAUAGUGGAGUAUGUCAUAUGGGUUGUGCUUGAAUUUCUAGCUUUGGUGAACUCGGCCAUCAAUCCAGUCUUGUAUGUUUUCAAGUAUAAACAGAUGAGAAAAGAAUUCAUAUCCAUGGUGUGCAGAUGUCAUCAACAAAGACAACCAAACCAAGUUGGUCCACUUUGA
Messenger RNA from Asterias rubens (European starfish), 981 nucleotides. RefSeq names its product alpha-1B adrenergic receptor-like. The coding region runs from base 1 to 981 and encodes 326 amino acids. Gene Ontology annotation, biological process: G protein-coupled receptor signaling pathway. The record is from RefSeq and is a predicted model, not a curated record. NCBI's taxonomy places the organism in Eukaryota, Metazoa, Echinodermata, Asteroidea, Forcipulatida, Asteriidae. Gene Ontology annotation, molecular function: G protein-coupled receptor activity. Gene Ontology annotation, cellular component: membrane. The transcript has a single exon.